Molecule: messenger RNA, 2698 nt
Organism: Elaeis guineensis (African oil palm)
Lineage: Eukaryota; Viridiplantae; Streptophyta; Magnoliopsida; Arecales; Arecaceae
Source: RefSeq, a predicted model, not a curated record
UAAAGCACAUAAACCUUAUAUUUGAUGUGGCUCCAGACUAGAUCCAUCAGUUUCUUUUGAGGUUUAACCUUCUUAGAGAGGGUCCACUGCAGCGAUGGGCUUGGCUCAUCCUCCCUAAAAGAGGAUGUUCUAGCCAUUCAGCCAAAAGGGUAUGGCAACUACAAGGGGUUAGAACAAGGAGCAAUGUCCUUUACAGUGCAUGUGGCGCCGAAGAGUAUGGUGCAGUCAUGGAUGAUCGGUGUCAAAAAAUGGACAGCCAUCAAAUAAGACAGUCCACGGGUCUAUGCCGUAUCAUGCAUGGCAUGUGUUAUUUGAUGACCGUUCUUCUUUGAUGGUCGCCAUCCAUGGAUUGGAAGAAGAUGAUUGGAAGGGCAAAGAGCAUAAGUCACUAAAAGCUCUCCCAUGUGUGGUCAUUAGCCAAUCACAUUCAUCUCACUCAUAUCCUGUGUCUUACCUUGGAUCUGGGGACACAGGAGUCUUUUGAAAAUCCUCUGAUCGUGUAUGAGAGAAAAAUAUCCAGUUCUAUCUACUCAUCAAUGGAUUCUUUUCAGUUACCCCAGUCACAGUCACACUCUCCUUGGGAAAGAGAGGUUCACAGGGCAAAAAAAAUACCCCACGGCUCACCACUUCUCCUCAUAAUAAUAAAUCUGAGCCCCACUGGAUUUAUGGGCCUUGAAGCAGGGCUCGUCCAAUUGCUGUGACUGCUGCUUGUAGUUAUUGCAACCUUGAUUGUGGGAGUAGAACAAAGGAUUAUAAAUUGAUCCUUUUCUUCUCUAUGUUUCCAUAUCAGUAUUGGCAUUUUUGGCUCCAAUCAGAGGUUGGAAAUGAGGAAGCAUGGGUGGCAGCUUCCAUACCAUCUUCUUCUGGUGGUAGCUGUUGCCGUUUUUCUGGCAUUGGGGUUUGCUUUCUAUGUAUUCUUUGUGCCCCUUGUUGGAAAGAAGCUGUUUCAAUAUGUGGUGAUGGGGACCUACACUCCCCUGGUAAGCCUUUUCACCGACCAAUGUGAUUCAUUCCUCCUCUUUGUUUUCUUUCCUGAUAUUUUCUGCGUGUUUGAGAUGGGACCUAUCUGUGGUGGUUGCAUGUUGGGUUCUUACAUCUUUCGGUUGAUGGAGUUGGAUAUACCAAUGCUGCUUGAAAAAUGCAGAAGUACUGAUAAUGCAGCUGAUAAUGUCUUCUGUUUAUAUGUUUCGUGUGCUGCAGCAGAUCCUGCAGAUCCAGAGAUGAAGCACAUGCUGCAACAACUGGUGACAAAUCACUGGAUGAGCAUAUCCACAAAGAUGCCAUUGAUGGAAAAGAGUGUGAUAGACUUCAGAGAGAGCUUAUCUUGUUGCUAUACUUUCUUGGCUGUUUUCUUCAGCUGGUGUCCUUUGUCUUUUAAACUCACUCAGUGCCAUUCACAUGAACAGUCAUCUAAACAGCAAAUAAGCGAGGAGAGCAUGUUUUUCUGCAGUUUAUGUGAAGUUGAGGUAUGCAAUCUGCAUCAGAUGAUGAUGAUUAUGAUGAUGAUGAUUUAUAAGAUUCUUCAUCCUCAUGGUUUCUGCACUUCUCCUGAAAUUGGCACAUCUGUGAAUCCCACAGCUAAGAAGAUGAUGGUGGAGGAAUCAACAAAGAAAAAAAGUGCAGGAACUGCCAAAAUUAGUCCGUGGACUCUGGCACAUGUUAAUGCAGAUGAAGUUUCAAAAGCAGCUAUAGAAGCUAGAAAAAGGUCCAAGGUUCUGCAGCCAAUUGUGAGACGAGAAUUGCCACUGGGACAUGGCAUAGACUAUAGCUUUGGAAGUGGCAGUGGCAGGAUAGUUCCAAGGCCUGAUAACAAAAGCUGGCCUAACAAAAGAGGCAGGUUCCUGGUAGACCUUCCUUUUGAGCCCCUUGCCAAAAUAUCAGCCAGAACCACUGAGGGUGACGACAGUGACUUGGCUCCAGAGACAUCCUCUGGUUUAGCACCUCUGCAGCUUGAAGCAAGGAGUGCUUUUUGGCCAAACAAACCUGUGUCUUCUACAAGAAUUGUUGCCUCUUCUCCUGACAGUAGUAUAGACUCAUCUGAUCUGCAUCCAUUUCACAUUUCCUCAUCUAGGGCUGAAGAAGUACAGGGGCUCACAUCUAUUCCUGUCCCAGGCAUUGUUGCACAGAAGGGCAUUCAGCUCUUGAGAUCAACCAGUGAUGAGUAUGAAGCAUCAGGUGGUGAAGACAGUGAUCAAAUUCCAUAAAGAAUUGUGCACAGAUCAUCUAACUGGGCAAACCUAGUCCUCAUUUCAGGCUGUGAUAAGAUGGCAGCUGAUUUCAAGGCAUCCUCUGCAAGUUUGCAAUCUUAUACUAGACCGUUUUAAUAAAAAAUGAUGUCUAAGCUUCACAUGCUUGGAUCUGCUUUGGCAAUUAGCGGUCGAAAAUGGUCACUGAGACUUGCUGACCAUUUCAGAUGAAAAUGGUUACUGAGAAGAUUUCCUUUGGUUGUCAAUAUUGCAAAGACUGGAUCCUGCAUGAAACUUUAUCAGGUCUUGGAAAAAAAAAAGAUAAAAGGAAAUGGCUCUAAUGCUUAAACUGUGUUAUGGUCAUUUGCCGUACUUUCACAUUCAUCGCCUUGUUGGUUUAUCAUCGAUGUUUUGCUGGCAUUCCAAGUUGAACUAAGUUCACUUAUGCAAGACCAUCUACUUGCCAAAUACUAUCUGAUAUUAUUUCAGACCUCACAAAAAAAAGAAAAAAA